AUGAGGCAUGCCAAGGUAGCCGACGCUCAGUCUUCCUCAGAGCGCUAUGACAGACAACUUCGUAUUUGGGGGGAUGGGGGGCAAUUGCGUUUACGGAAUGCCAACAUUUUGAUCCUGGGAUCUGGCACAACGGCGACAGAGGCACUGCGCAACCUGGUUCUGCCUGGUAUUGGGCAGUUCGUGGUGGUUGACGACUCCAGGGUUGUGCUUUCGGACGUGAAUGAAAACUUCUUUUUGUCUCCCGAGGACAUUGGCGACUUGAGGUGCCGCGCCAUCGCCAAGCGGGCGGUUGAACUGAAUCCUGCAGUACGCGGAGAAGCUUGGGGUCUCAGCGCCUACGAAUACUUGCUGCAUCAUGCCCGGUUGAAGGCGUGCGCCUCCAGCGAGAGUUUCCCUCUACCGCCAGUGUUUUCUUUUCCUGAUGGAUCAAAUGGACUUGAGAUGGCGCGCCCCCCUCCGAUUUGUGCAUUUGAUGUGGUGGUUUCCUCCCUGAUGUCGGCAGAAGCUGAAGAAGAGCUCUUGCGGAUCUGCAGUCAGGAAAGCCCCGCGUCUCUGCCUUUCGCUGAGGAGUGCACAACUGAGCUCUCUCUGAGUGCCGCCCCUCCAGACGUCCGUGAGGGGAGAGGGCAUGCGCGUCGCCAGGUGCCAGUGGUUUUUAUUGGCUCUCUGGGGUUUUUCGGUUGGGUCAGACUGUGGGCAGGAGAGUACUGCCUGGUGGACACGAAGCCAGAGAGCUCCCCUGUGGACCUUCGCAUUGCAAAUCCAUUCGCACAGCUCCUGGAGUUUGCCUCAUCGUUCGACCUGGACAGCAUGGCAGACAGUGAGCACUGUCACGUGCCGUUCAUCGUCAUUUUGAUCAAGGCUGUCUGUUCACUCCGAGGGCUAACACCUAGGGAGGCGGCUACUGCUGCUGCUGAAGGGACCCUUGAUAAAGUAUUCACCUUUCCCGUGGAGAGCGAUGUGCGCCAAAAAAUAAAAGACACUGUUCUCCGGAUGCAAAGGUCUCACGAUGAGGCAAACUUUGAGGAAGCCUUGGCAAACGUCUAUCGCGCCGUAGGACCCGUGCGCCCCAGUGAAGAAGUUGUACAGAUAAUGAUGACAGCCUCGAGUCUUCCAGCUCCAUCCAACACCUUCUGGGGGCUCUGCAGGGCACUCCACAAGUUUUUCAUGUCGGAGAAAGCGCUGCCUGUCCGCCGCUUGACAAUGGACAUGACGGCGGACACCUCCAGCUACGUGGCACUCCAGAGGGUUUACGCACAGAAGGCGCUGGAAGACGAACAGAAAAUGCGAAAACUCGUAGACGAAGAACUCCGCCAACACACUGAUGGAGCUACGCCACCCCCUGCCCCCUCGGUAGAGGAGCUUCAAUGCUUUUUAAAAAAUGCGGCAAACAUUAAAGUUAUCAGGUACCCAAGAGCGAGCGAACAUACAUUUGGCUCGGCCUCUCAGAAGUUGCUGGCAGCAGCUGCACAGAACUUGAGCCAAAGCAUGCAAGAGCCCUGCGCAGGUGCCGAUGCUGACGAGAGUGGGCAGCACCACAUCCCGUGGUUUAUUGCAGUUUUGGCCUGCAAGGCUGCCGCCGACAAGAGAGGCAGGUUCCCAGGAACGCUGCCGGAAGUGACCUAUCCUACAGGGGAGCCUGAGAGAAAGCCUAAUGAUGCAACUAAAACUGCGUGCACACCAGCUCCCAACCAGCUGCUCGGGUACGACGCGGAUCUGGCAAGCGACAUCGCCGCUGUGACGGAGGAGGUAAAAGCUAUUGAAAAGAUACUGGGGUCUAAGUUGACCGUAGCCAAGGAAAUCAUUGAGCAGGUCGUGCGCUACCGCGGCUCAGAGUUUCCGACAACAGCGGCGCUGAUCGGCGCAGUCGCAGCGCAGGAAACUAUCAAACUGGUAUGCAGGCAAUUCGAGCCACUCAACAACACAUUCUUGUGGAACGGUACAGAGAGACGCGGGGUGACGUUGGAGAUAUGA
This is a messenger RNA of Cyclospora cayetanensis, 1974 nucleotides long. RefSeq names its product NEDD8-activating enzyme E1 regulatory subunit. NCBI's taxonomy places the organism in Eukaryota, Apicomplexa, Conoidasida, Eucoccidiorida, Eimeriidae. Bases 1 to 1974 code for a protein of 657 amino acids. The record is from RefSeq and is a predicted model, not a curated record. The transcript has 4 exons. Gene Ontology annotation, cellular component: cytoplasm. Gene Ontology annotation, molecular function: NEDD8 activating enzyme activity. Gene Ontology annotation, biological process: protein neddylation.